UAAUAAUAAUAAUCACAGCAUUUGGAUUGACAACCUGACGGUGAGAUUCUUGCAUUUGUUGAGCUCUCUCCUCGACCCAGGGAGUCCUCCGGCCCCAGUAGAGACUGCCCAUCAGUUUCCUGGUCAUCUCCAGAUCCAUAGUACAUCUCGGGGGGAGCGACACCGGAGUUCAGCAUGCUCUCCUCAACAUCUUCACAUUUAAUAUCCAGCGGAUCGCCAGCUUUCGGAGGCUGACCAAACAGAAACCCACCCGAGGAAGUGGGACCAAAGGCGCCUGCUGGAGCUCCUUGCAGGUACACCUCUGGCCCACCCUGGCUCUGAAACACCUGUUGAGCUAUGACAGCUCCGCCCAUGGAGGAGUAGGUAACAGCCGGCCGGUUCGCCAGCACCCUGUCCAUCACGUCAUAGAACUUCCAAGACCUCAUUUUGUGGUUGUCCUUAAUGCGGCGGUACUCCAGCUUCAUCUUUUUGAUCUUCUCCCUGCACUGGUCACCGGUACGGUAGAUGCCCUUCUCGCGCAAAACGUGCGCUAUGCGGUCGAACACCCGCUGGUUGCGCAAUGAGCUCUCCAACUCAAUCUGGACCGACUCGUCGGACCACAGCUGGAGCAGCUCCACUAUCUCCGGGUCGGUCCAGUUGCUGCCUCGCUCGUGCCUCCUGCCGCGGAAGUCCAUCGUCUCAAGUUACAGGAAGUAUUCUGCAACACAAGACGGCGGGAUAAGAUGAAGAAACACGAGCGGCCACCUCUGCCUCGGAACACCUAGACCCGUUGCUUAAACGGGUCACGUGUUAUUCUUGAUGUACAGUUUAUUUACACAGUAAACGCACGGUAUUUACCCACUUGUGUUCUCUGACCGUAAAUCAAAAGUGUAGCUCUUCGGGAGCGGAUUGUUUCGGGGCUGUCACUCAGAUGUGACAGCCGCGUAGGCACAACAGACAUGUCACGGCUGGUUAGCCCGGUUUGAAAUGUGCAGAGCUUUGUUUAAACUUGGUAAGAUAUACACUUCAUCGAGGGCGAAUUUGUCAUAACUUGGCAAUAUGGGGAAUUGAGCAUACAGCCAGUGGAAUGGACGCGUGCAAAAACAUCUACAUCCGGGUUGACGGCACAUGCGUGCUGUUCCUUAUUCCGGGAUAACUUUGGUCCGUGCUAGGGGGGAGCUGCUGAAAGCGGGCUGUGUGACGGGUAGAGGACACAUAUGCGAGUCAGACCAGGAUGUGCUAUGGCCCCCUCUACCGUGCGGUGUGCUUUGUCACCCACGUGUGCGAGUUGAAGAGAUAUCCAGAAGAUGGCGGUCACACACAGAGCUACGAACAAUUGUUCUAAUGGGCUAUCUGGAAAACAAGUAUGUGUGUUUUGUGUAUAAACGCAGCACAGUAAUCCCGUAUAACGACAAAAUAACGACGAUAGCGGGUUGAAAUCAACGCAAACAACCAUUAUUCUUAAUAAAAAAGUUCUGUCUUACCAUUAGCAAAACAUUAAUCUAAGCUUUGUAGGUAAAUAUAAUUCCCUUGUGUAAAUAUAUACGUUUUACUGUUGUACAUCAUGAAUUGUUAAUUUAAUAAUACACCACAACAAAUAAUUAGAUUAUUAAUUUGACCUACUUACGAAGGUUACCUGUCAAUGGCGAAUAUAAAGUAAAUAAACGUGACCUUAGGUAAGUGUUCCUCUUUCGGGUUACAUAAAAACAGUCACCCGCCCCUUUCACCGACCACGGUGAGGCAAAUCAAGCACACGCGACCGACUAGUCGACCCCAAACGUGACGUAUUUCCUGGAGAAAUUGGUUUGUGGCAGUUUGUUGUCAUCUCCAUACAGUACUGAACCGUUGUAUAUAUUAUUGCCACGUAUAGCCCCAUCAUUCUCCGUUUUUUUUUCCUCCCAUCCGUGUAUUUAUUUUGUGUGUGAAUUAAUGCCAGCAUAACGCUGACCUAGCCGGCAAAACAAGUCAUGUGAAACAACUGAACAAAGCACACUCAGAAGACAGCAUGGUGAUGGUGGUGGCAAGUUGGUGGAGGGUAACGCGCAAGACUGGAUGGGUGUAUUCAGCACCUGGAUGUUAGGAUGCGCGUGAUCGGAUCGCAUCAUUAUUAUUCAUCUUUUGGACUAAGCAGAGGACGCACCGCCUCAGGUGAGGCGUAAAGUUGAAAGUCAAACCUCAGGAGAAGAGGAGAGUCUCCGCCCGGAGGAGGAAGAAGAAGAUAAUGAGGAGGCAGAACGUCUCGUGUCCUUUUGGCAUCGUAGUUUCUGUAAAAGCCGCGACUUAAAGCUCGAUGUGUUCAAAGCAGGGAGGGGAGUGGGUGGGAACAAUCGGAGUAGUCGCGGAAAGCCUGACGGCUUUUCUCGCGUAAAGUCUCUCUGCCAGCGCUGCCGACAGCUCGCACCAGUCUUCCCAGUUAGGUGAAUCCUUCCCCAGUGUGGAUAACGAGCUUUCUUCAUCCAAUACAGGUGGAUCUGUUUAUUGGAAGGAGACAUGACUUGACCGGCUCGUCCGCAGCGCUUCCUCGCUGAAGUUUAUUGUUGGACACUGUUCUACUUCGCUGCUGUGAGGUGGAGCAGCCCCAUUCUGCCUGGGUAAGCGGUGACAGACGGACGGAGAGACUGCCCCGUGAAGUGCGCUCCCUUUUCAUGGAUGCCAGGGUGGCCCUGCUGCACUUGUGGACAGCCCUUGUCCUGCUGACAAAAGAAGUGAAGUGGAUCGAUGCCGCAGAGGUCUACACCAACACCUGGGCCGUCCAGAUCAAUGGGGGGCCGGAGGAAGCCGACCGCAUCGCCGGGGAACACGGUUUCAUCAACCACGGCAACGUCCUGUGGGCGGAGCAGCAAGUGGUGAAAAAAAGGAAGAAGAGGGAUAUCUAUGAAGACCCGACGGACCCAGAUUUCCCCAAGCAGUGGUACCUGUCCACCCCAACGCAUCAGGAUCUGAAUACUAAAGUGGCCUGGGCUCAAGGCUACACAGGAAAAGGUGUAGUGGUGACUAUCCUGGACGAUGGCAUUGAGAAAGACCACCCUGACCUCGUCAACAAUUAUGACCCUGAGGCCAGCUACGAUGUGAAUGACGGAGAUGCUGACCCACAACCAAGAUACACGCAGCGAAAUGAAAACAGACAUGGAACGCGAUGUGCAGGAGAAGUUGCAGCAGCAGCCGACAACGGUGUGUGUGGGGUCGGUGUGGCCUAUGACGCUAAGAUAGGAGGAGUUCGUAUGUUAGAUGGGGAGGUGACGGACGUGGUGGAGGCCCACUCUCUGAGCCUGAACCCGCAGCACAUCCACAUUUACAGCGCCAGCUGGGGCCCAGAGGACGACGGCAAGUCACUGGACGGUCCUGCCAAGCUGGCGAAGGAGGCUUUCCUCCAGGGAAUCACCAAGGGCCGCGGCGGACAAGGCUCCAUCUUUGUGUGGGCCUCGGGUAAUGGUGGCCGGGAGCAGGACAGCUGUAACUGUGACGGCUACACCAACAGCAUUUACACCCUUUCCAUCAGCAGCACCACGCAGUCCGGCAACGUGCCGUGGUACAGCGAGCCCUGCUCUUCCACCCUCGCUACUACCUUCAGCUCUGGAAACCCUGGGGAGAAACAGAUAGUGACCACAGACCUGAGGCAAAAGUGCACAGACUCUCACACGGGGACGUCCGCCUCUGCCCCGCUGGCUGCUGGGAUCAUUGCUCUGGCUCUGGAUGCCAAUAUGAACCUGACCUGGAGGGACAUGCAGCACCUGGUGGUGAGAACGUCCCGGCCCGGACACCUCAGCGCCGGAGACUGGAAGACCAACGGAGUGGGACGCAGAGUGAGUCAUUCGUACGGCUAUGGGCUUUUGGAUGCAGGUGUCAUGGUGGCUUUGGCACAGAACUGGACCACAGUGGGACCACAGCAUCAGUGUGUUCACACCAUGCUUGCAGAACCAAGAGACAUCGGGAGCAAGCUGGUGUUCAGCAAGAGCGUGGAUGCCUGCUGGGGCCGACCGGAGUACGUCAACUCUCUGGAACAUGUUCAGGCUCGCCUCACUCUCUCCCACAACCAGAGAGGAAAAUUGGCCAUUCAUCUCAUCAGCCCACUGGGCACUCGCUCCACCUUGCUGUUUCCCAGGCCCAAUGACUUCUCCUCUGAGGGAUUCAACGACUGGGCCUUUAUGACCACGCACUCAUGGGACGAGGAUCCUCAAGGGGAAUGGACACUGGAAAUAGAAAAUGUAGCAGCUAAUGGACGAGACUUCGUUGUGUUAAGUCAGUUCAUCCUCAUCCUGUGGGGUACUGGACCCAGCGUCGUCAACCCCUCCUCAUCUGACUUCCCUCGGCCGUCCAACAACAGCUGCAAGACCUUUGAUGCCCAGCAGAUCUGUAUCGAGUGCAGCCCCGGCUUCUCCCUCUUCCUCCAGGGUUGUGUGAAGUUAUGUCCGCCGGGCUUCACCUCGGGCCCGCAGCUCCUCAACCUCUCCCUGGAGAACUGGGUGGACUUGUCCUCUGUCCAGGCCUGCCUACCAUGCAACCCCGCCUGCCUCACCUGCUCUGGCACCGGCCCUACAAACUGCCUGUCCUGCCCGCCUCACAGCCACCUAGUUCUCACCUCCUGCCUGCACCAGAACCAGGUCCAGCGUAAAUCCCCACUAGUUGGGGGCCUCCAGGUUGACAGAGCCCAGCCAGAGGGGGAGAUCCCAACAGCAGUGGACGACAGCGGAGGAGGCGAGGAACCUCCGGGGCUCAGUGUCGCCCCGUCCACUCGGCUGCCUGCGGUCGUUGCCGUGCUCAGCUGUGCCUUCAUCCUGGCUGCCUUCGUCGGGGUCUUCUUCCUGCUGCAGAUGCGCUCAGGCGGCGCUUCUUUGGGCUGGAGGACCAAACAGCCCUCUGUGUAUUCAGAGACGGGGGUGCGGAUGGGCUGCGGUUUUGGCUGCGGCCAAGGAAAGGAGAGGAAAGCACGGAUAUGCUACAGGGGGAUCCCCACUGUGUGGGGGGAUGAGGACACGAUCGCCUACCAGUCUGAAUCAGACAGCGAGGAAACGGACGGUCACGGCGAGAGGACAGCUUUCAUCAAGACCCAGAGCACGAUCUAGCUGAACCUGCGUCUGCUGUUGUGUUGACUGACAUCACAGCAUCCUGGGUCUCAUCAGCAUUUAGAUCUGACUGUAUAGAGCUGAUACAAGAAAGAGAAUCACACAGGCUCAGAAAAAACACAGGCCUUACUCUCCCAUCAGCACCCCAUCCAAAUGCAUUAAAGAGACAAUUAUUUGUUUAUGUAUUUAUUAACAUUUGUUAAUUUAUCUAAUUUGAUUAAUAUCAGAUGACAGAUGUAUUCAUUAUCCAUUUGACUCUUUGUCACCAAUUUGAGGUGUUAUGCAACUGUGUUAUUUUUUUUUUUGUUUAAUGACCUGCUUGACCAUAUUUUGUCCAGUAUCGCACUUCAAUAAAGUUGAGGCACUUACAAGAGAAAUCAGAAUCAAAGCAGCAGAGGCCAAGACGUCCUGGCUUUUAGUCCCAAGUAUAGUUAAAAUACCAUGAAUCCUACAUCUGCCUGUUGGAGCCCCUCUGCCUGUUCAAUGCCCAUGAUUUUCAAGCUCCACACCCCCAGUUCCUGAAAAAGAUUCGAGUCUACAAGCCCAAUAACCAAUCAGAGCUCAAAAUAACCCCGAUGACAUCAUAUAGUGUUAUUGUUUCAGACUUGUCAAAGCUCCUCCAGAACUACGGAAGAACAUUGUACAACCCUAACAGGCCGAGUAGUGCUUUCUGUGACAAGUAAACUGCUCCUCUAAGCCAGUUGAGUGCAUUACUUUCCCAAAUAUGCAUUGGUUUGUCACCAACACAAACACCUGGCCAUCGGCAGCAAAUCGAUGUUGUAUUUGAUCAUAUUCCUGGCAGAUUGUGGGCCAGCGGUCAUGAAGUUCAGACGCUAUUCAUUAAUAGUAGUAAAACUUUAAAUGGAAGAUUUCUGCAGCGCACUGGGACAGCAUGAUAAAACAUCCUGCCGGCUGUUUGAUGAGCGAGAAACUGUGGAGGAUGCUCUGUGUUCAAUCAAUGCUCAGUGGGGAUUGCCACCGCAGCGCAGACACAAAAUCUCAUUGACUUGUAGUAAAGUAACACUCUGUUUGAAUGAAAUGAAAAUAACAGUAAAACUGCUC
Molecule: messenger RNA, 6104 nt
Organism: Anarrhichthys ocellatus (wolf-eel)
Lineage: Eukaryota; Metazoa; Chordata; Actinopteri; Perciformes; Anarhichadidae
Gene: furinb
Product: furin (paired basic amino acid cleaving enzyme) b
Exons: 15
Coding region: 2625-5042 (805 amino acids)
Biological process (GO): peptide hormone processing
Cellular component (GO): Golgi membrane; trans-Golgi network
Molecular function (GO): serine-type endopeptidase activity
Source: RefSeq, a predicted model, not a curated record